GGUGAACAGAUAACCGCCCGGCCGUCCCGACACCAUGGGUGCCUGCCUCUGCAAAGGUCACAAAGAGCUCCACCACCCCAUGGCAGUCCUGCAGGACCAGGCCGAGGAGGGUCAGCCGUCCACUGCCAAGGACGGCCAGAAUCCCUCCAACGGCAACGUAGCAGACAAAACUAGCGGCUAUGACAUUGGGGAGCUGGCCACCUCCUCUCUGCUGGGUCUGGUGGCCACAAUAAAGGAGCAUAUCACCAAGCCCACAGCGAUGGCCCAGGGGCGAGUUGCUCACCUGAUUGAGUGGAAGGGAUGGGGAGCAGGCGGCGAGGCCGGGGCAGCUGGGGGGGGUUGGACCGGGGCGUGGGGCAAAGGAGGAGGAGGCUGGGGAGGGAUGGGGGCAGAUCUUCAGGAGGACGAGCAGUUCUACUCUCAAAUGACUGAUGAGAUCAAGGAGGCGCGCUUCGCUGCAGGGGUGGCGGAGCAGUUUGCCCUGGCCGAGGCAGCCAUGAAUGUGUGGUCCAUGAACGACGGCCUGGAGCAGCCCUCCACCAGCCUGCAAGCAGCACAAAGCAACUUCCUGUCUCACUUCCUGCUGGACGGUGGAAGCGUUGGCGUUCCGCAGCAUCUGUACAGCAUCCACGCCCAGACGCACGCCGGUGAUGGGGUGGCCGGCCUGGUUCCCCCGCCGCCGGCCUCGUCCAUCCCCCCGACGUCCACCGCGCAGCAGGACGGAGGACGCCCCUUAGCGGAUGGAGGCACUGUGACUGCAGAGGCUGCCGUCCGCCAUGUAGACAGCAGCUCGCUAUCUGAGGACGACGUUUUUUAUAACUAG
Molecule: messenger RNA, 823 nt
Organism: Myripristis murdjan (pinecone soldierfish)
Lineage: Eukaryota; Metazoa; Chordata; Actinopteri; Holocentriformes; Holocentridae
Gene: fam131c
Product: family with sequence similarity 131 member C
Exons: 6
Coding region: 35-823 (262 amino acids)
Source: RefSeq, a predicted model, not a curated record